UGACUGCACUUCACACAUGGCAGUAACCAAUGAGAAUAACAGUAACGUCUGUUCUGUAACAUGGUGUAAAUGGCCGCGGGACAACAACAUUAACCGUUGUUAACUUCCCCGUAAUCCAUUAUUUUCCAUGUAUUAUCAAUUAAAGACCAGGCCAGAACACUAAAAAAAAAGAUUUGGAUGUUAUGUUCCUAAAUAACCUCCAUACCAGAUAUGGAGGAAGUCGACUCUAGUGGCCUCUGAUCAUGGGACUAAUCUUCCAGGCCUUUAUUUUACUACAGAUUUGUGUACGGAUACAUUCAUAUCCUUUCUCUAAGCGUUUUCAAAAACAGAACGAAGAUACAUCCUGCCAGAAACCUCUAGGGUUAACAUAUUUAUCAAAGCGCCACUUAGUAAGAUAUGUUGUCAGUGCCACCGAAGGUAAUGCCACCAACACCAGACUACAUAGUCCCACAUCCUGGUAUGCCACAGGACUAGGUAGCGCCACUUUUGUACAGGUUCGUAUGUUUGAACCAAUACUCGUCUCAGGAUUGGCAAUUCAAGGAGAUUUGAAACAUUCCCUUUGGGUUACCUCCCUUUACGUAACUUACAGUUUAGAUUGUGAUAUAUUUAUUCCCUUUAGUGAUGAUCAGUAUAUGAUAUUCCCUGGAAAUGUUGAUGGAAACUCGCUGUCAGUUAUAUUUUUUGACCGCGUGUUUACUGCCAAAUGUAUACGUGUAAUACCAGUUACUCGUCACGGCGAUACAACAGCUAUGCAAAUGGAGGUAUAUGGUUGUGUUGCCAGGAAAUGUGCUGAACCGCUACGUCCAUUGUGGUAUAUAAAUCGUAGGACGGGUGAAUUUGAGACCAAGUUCCAAUCAGAACAGAUCGUCAUGGCGUUAUCUAUACUUCCGGGUGUCGUAAAUGACCAUGGAUACAUCAUAUCAUACAGCAGAACAUGUACAGAUUAUAAACUUAUCGCAGAAAAUGGCAGACCUAAAAUAUUCCAUUCCUUUUAUGGCCAUGAGAUUAUGGUAGAUCUCAGUUUACAUCCUAUCAGAGCAAUGUGUCUACGAAUCAGUGCUGGGAACAGAAAUGCUUCUGAUACAACGGGUUUUCAUGUCUACCUCAGUGGAUGUCGCAUAUUUAACAGAGAUGAACCACUAGACAGAUGUGGAACAUCUCGCUAUCACCAUGAUAUUCGACAGAAACGUGUGAUUGGAGGAAUCCAUUCUGUACCGGGUGAGUGGCCAUGGCUGGUGUCGCUACAUUUCAUGGGAUUUCAUUCCUUUUCAAACAAUUCUGGAUAUCCACACCUUUGUGGGGCCUCUCUGAUUCACCCAGAAUGGGUCCUGUCAGCAGCACACUGUUUUGAUGAACGUGUAGCACCAGGUUCGUCUAGUCCUCUAAACUGGCAGGCGGUUGUUGGAGAACACAGCCAGACCGGAUAUGACGGGACAGAACAGAUCAUACAGAUUGAUUACAUCAUCAAACAUAACACAUUUAGCAUCGGCGUGGACAAACCAAUCUUACAAGAUAUUGCUUUGCUGAAAUUAAAAUCCCCUGCAAUAAUGACUGACUAUGUGAAUAUUGUGUGCUUAGACGCCUAUGAUUCCUUUCCACCAGGGACACCUUGUGUAGCAGCAGGAUGGGGACAACAUACUGUGGUUGGCAAAGGUGUAAAGCUCCCCCUACACGCAAGAAUUCCAAUUUUACCACCUGAUGAAUGUCAUCGUAGAUACAGUUCACUUCCUGAUGGUCACUAUGCCAAGUCUGCAGUCUCUAUAGAAUCAUCUGUCAUUUGUGCCACUGCAGACGGCGACGGAAACGAUUCAUGUCGGGGGGAUUCAGGAGGACCGUUAGUCUGUAGGUCGGGAGACCAAUGGGUACAAGUUGGCAUCGUAUCAUUUGGAUAUGACUGUGGUAAUUCUCAGUAUCCAGGUAUCUACACAAAGAUACAUCAUUAUAUCGACUGGAUAACAAUGACUAUUCGUGAUCACUCGGACAUUAACGUCUCAUACAUGUGGCUGAAUCGUAACAGAACUAUGCCUUCAAUUUUCUGAUUAUGACUUCAGUUUUAGUUUGUUUAGAUUGUAUUAUUUAUUGCCUAUUUGAAAUAUAUUUACUUUAACAACAAAUUAUGUAACGUCAAUACGGGUUAUAUUUCAUGUCUACUUCCAUCACUGUUAAGAACCGUUAUACCAAAGAUUAACAUAAUUCAUAUUGCUUUGAUGUUUUCCAUUUGUUGAAAUAGAUGCCGACUUUAAUUUUAUUGAAAGAGUACUUUUUUCACACUCUUAUAUUUUAUUUCUCUUGUGCCUGAUAUAACAGUUGAAACAAAUUUCCCUAUUCUUUGAUCAAUAUACACCAAGAUUAUCUCCAUUUUAAAUGACAUGUUCUUUCAGAUGUGUGGUAUAACUCAAUUUUUUUAUUUUCUUUUUUUUUCCGUCGUUUUCAACACAAGUUAUGAAUAUUGUUUUUGAUAAUGCUUUAAUUUGUUUUCAACUUUAAUCAAAAAAUUAAAUAUUUGAUUGAUCUUGUAGCAUUUUAUAUAUUUACAUUUAAGAUCAUAAAGAUAAAAACAACAAUAUAUCAUCAAUUUUUGUCAAAUUAUUUCGCAAUUCCUUAUAUUUGACCCUUGUCACAUAAUAUAAAAUAUUAAAUAUUUAAAUUUUGUGAAUAAAAUUAAAACACUUUAUCAUCAUCAAGACAACCAGGAAACAGAUCUGAUCGAGAUCACACCAUAAAUGUUUAAUAUUGAUUCUAAUGCAUAUUUGAUUACAUAGCAAGUUCACUGUGGUUAUGUAAAAUGGAAAAUUAAGACUAUUUUAAAUUCACCCAAAAAAAAUUCCCCGAACUAUUUUGAGUGUUCAAACAUAACAUUCUGUUUAACCAAAACUUUCUUUGUACCACGAGUAAAAUAAAAAAUUAAAAUUUUCUGACUUAUGAAAUGACUUGUAAAAAGUAACAAAAAUACUGAACUCCAAGGAUACGUUACCAAGUCAGGAAUUCGUGUGAUGUGUUUGGGAAUUUGUCAUUUGAAAAGGGACUUCCCGAUUACAAUUUUACUUUGAUUUCAGUAUUUAUGUCAUUUUAGUUUUUGCAAGUCACCGUUAACAAGUAAUUUUCAACAACGUUUCCUUGCAAAUCAUAGUUUCAUAUGCAGAACGUGUAUGCAAAUCCUUACAUUUGAAAUAAUCUUAAAAAUAUCAUUUAGUACUACCUAUUAAUUCGCUUUAAUAUCAAAACUAUGAAACUGUUAAAUUUAAAAGAAACAGGUGAUUGUUAUAUUUUUAAGAAUGAUUAUUAUAUUACAAAACACGUUCAAGUGAUCAACAAGUAUUCAAUAAGCAAACCAUUUGCGAAGGGUAGAAAUCUUUGUUAGUCAAGUUAAUUUAUCGGGUAGUCAUCAAUUUCUGUUGCCUUUAAAACGCCUUCGUGCUUUCUUACCAACUUCAAAUUUGAACUUUGAAUAAAUCUUACCAAGACCUGUAUCUAAUGGGUACCAUUUAUGAUCACAUAAUGAAAGCACGCAUUGUAUAGAGGUUAUUCAUGAAAUUUUAUCAUUCAUAUUUUGAUGUAUUUUUUUUAUUUGCGAUUGCAGAUCUUUGGUGGUAUAUAUGCAUAAUUUGUUUACAAUAUUUGUAGACUAUGAUAUGUUGUCUGAUAACCGAUAUUGUUGGAGACUUUAUGCUGUCAUAUUCAUGUCGUGUCGUUGUUGUUGCUUUCUUGUUAUUCCUAGGAAUAUUUCUAAUGAUUUAAACAAUAAAAGCUUUAUCUGGUUAUUCAGCACCUUGAUCGUCCUUUUAAUUACGUUGCAAUGCAAAUAACUGAAAAGGGUAUAAGUAAGAAUUUUUAACAUACUUGGGAGAUAAAUAACAUGAUUGAAAUUUUGUAAAACAAGACGUGCAUUUCAAAGAACGAGUCAUUAGGAACGCUUGGAUAAAAGUAGGUAAAACAUUUUAUGAUACUAUUUAACUUAUUUGAGUUUUGUCCCUUUAUUUCUGUUUCUUAUAAAUAUGUUGCAGGUAGAAUUGCUAUUUCAUUCUUGAUAUUGUAAGUGUUGUUGAUUUUACAAACACUUCAGCUCAGCUACAAUGGUAUUUCAUUGAGACAAAUUAACAAAGACAAAUCGUUAAUCUGAGUCUAGAUUUGUUGAAAUAGCUAAUAAAUUGUACUCUCAUAAAUCAA
Mytilus trossulus (common blue mussel) is the source of this 4167-nucleotide messenger RNA. RefSeq lists its product as uncharacterized. The transcript is spliced from 12 exons. Gene Ontology annotation, molecular function: serine-type endopeptidase activity. Lineage: Eukaryota; Metazoa; Mollusca; Bivalvia; Mytilida; Mytilidae. The coding region runs from base 243 to 2039 and encodes 598 amino acids. The record is from RefSeq and is a predicted model, not a curated record. Gene Ontology annotation, biological process: proteolysis.